Hibiscus syriacus is the source of this 532-nucleotide messenger RNA. RefSeq lists its product as uncharacterized. Gene Ontology annotation, cellular component: chloroplast envelope. The record is from RefSeq and is a predicted model, not a curated record. The coding region runs from base 88 to 501 and encodes 137 amino acids. The transcript has 4 exons. Lineage: Eukaryota; Viridiplantae; Streptophyta; Magnoliopsida; Malvales; Malvaceae.
CAAAGGAAGGCAUUAUCUUAUUUUGCCUUUAAACCUGGAAAAAGAAGGAAAGAAAGAAGCAGCAGUGAAGUUGAGCACAGGACAUUGAUGGGAAAUCCAAAGAAAGAGCUGCUAAGCAAAGCGCCAUGGAGGGGCGACGACGACCAAGAAAAAUCCAAAACAUUCGAUGAUGCCAAGCUCAAGGUUACCAGUCAGCCGGGCUCCACCCCCAAAAUGCACGUCCCUCGCCGCAAGUCUGCAGCUUCCCAAAUUGACGACGACACCCUCGAGAUUGACCCUGAACUCCGUUACAGCUUCCAGCGCAACUUCAAGUUUCUGCAACGAGUUUUUAGCAUAGAUAUUGUUGUGAAGCCUCUUCCACCUGCAAUGGCAUACAAUGUUUCUUGCAACUUGAGCUUCUUCACACGCAUAUUCACUCCGUUUUUCGAUCCAGAAGGUAUUGCAAAUGCACAGAAAUCACUAGGGUUGGGACAGGAAGAAAAGGCUUGUCGUGUACGCUAACUAGAUGAAGCUGCAGGUCCAGAAGGUAUUG